AUGGCUGAUUACAGCAAAUGGAAGGUCACCGAUCUCAAGGCGGAAUUGAAACGCCGCGGCAUCCCGCAGACGGGCUUGAAGCUCAAACAGAACUUCAUUGACAAAUUGCUGGAGUUGGACGCGCUAGCGCAGACUGGAGUCGUCACUGGAGAUGGCGUGCCGGCGCAAGAAGGUACGGACGACCAGGAGGGUGAAGAUAGAAUAGAGGCAGAGGAGCCUUCCCCUGCCCACCAGGAUGAGAGUGAAGCUCAGCAGACCAACGAUGUCACCGAGUCGCAGCAGGAAGAAGCCGUUUCAGCGGCUGAACAAUUGCAAUCAUCAUUAAAAGAAUCUGCGCCUGUGAAGGAAACUGCGGUAGACGCCGAAGCUGACGAAAAAGCCGUGAAUGAUCGAGCUGUCCCUCAGCUCGACGAACGAGUCAUCUCUGAGCCUCCUGCAGAAGAAUCCACACACGUGGGCAGAGACGCCGCAGAACCUGACAAGCCAGAAGUCGAAGAGACCAUAGUAGUCUCUCAGCCCUCUGCAGAAGCAGCAAUGAGCCACGAGCCGCCCACGUCUGUCUCUGAAGUCGCUGAUGACCUGCGCAAAAGAAAGCGACGUAGCCCGAGCCCUCCUCCUUCCUCUGAAACGAUAAAGAGAGCUAAGUCGGAUAACGAAAAUCCACGGGUGAUACUGAAGGAGGAUGUCGGCGCCGAGAAUCUUCCCCAGCGCUCCGCUGAUGUGGAUGACCAUCAAACCGUGGUGCAGGAUAAUAUUCGCGCCGAUCCUGCAGAGGCAGUAGCCGAGAGUGAUCUUCAGCGAUCGAAAACGGACAUUGAUGACCAAGAUAUGGACAGAGAGGCUAGACGGAGUUCCCUAUCGCAGGCAGAAGGAAACAAAGGGGCGGCUCCCCCUGCCACACGACAAGACCCCCGCUUCAAAGAACUCUUUUCCCCCAUUGAGGAGAGAAAACGGCCAGUCUCACCUGGACGCACUGCCGGCAUAGGUGAGGAUGAGGACCGGCAGGUUGAACCGGCGCUACAUCCAGCCACCUCUGCAAUUUACAUUCGCAAUUUCAUGAGACCCCUUCAACCCGCCACCCUUAAAAACUAUCUGAUAUCCCUCGCUUCUCCUGCAGGAGCCUCUCCAAACCCUGAUAUCAUCCUGGAGUUCUUUCUUGACUCGAUCAAGACACAUGGCUUUGUUCGCUUUACCAGUGUGUCCGCCGCAUCGAGGGUCCGAUCUGCACUGCAUGGCACUGUCUGGCCCAAUGAGCGUGACCGGAAGCCUCUAUGGAUCGACUUCGUACCGGAGGACAAGCUGAGGGAAUGGAUCAGCAUCGAACAGGAAUCAGAAUCCCGGGGUCGUGGCGGGCCACGCUGGGAAGUUGUGUACGAAAAGACCGAGAACGGUGUAGAAGCAGUUCUACGAGAGUCUCGAACCGUGACCACCGCAUCUGCGCCCAGUCGUGGACGCGACGGCGGGCAAACUGCGCCGAGAGCGCCUCCUGGCCCGCGCGGGAGCAUCGACAUGGAUCACCGGCGGGGUAGCCAGGCUUCCGGUGCACCACGAACUCGAGGUGGGGAGGGAUUCAAAGCUCUCGAUGACCGGUUCCUGUCCACCAAAACGAAGCCCAAACUGUACUAUCUCCCUGUCCCUAGGGACGUGGCAGAGAGACGGUUGGAUCAGUUCGCUACCUUGGCAAGAAAAGGUCCCCGACGUCGCGGCGGUGACGAAAUGAGACGGAUUACGUUCGAGGAUGGCGAUGCGUUCGUUGACAAUGGCCCCGAAUACGGGGGACCGCCUGCUCGUGGAGGGAGACGCCGAGGAGGCGGAUCGUGGAGAGGCCGGGGCUAUUAA
Messenger RNA from Rasamsonia emersonii CBS 393.64, 1839 nucleotides. Its product is annotated as SAP domain-containing protein. Lineage: Eukaryota; Fungi; Ascomycota; Eurotiomycetes; Eurotiales; Trichocomaceae. The transcript has a single exon. The coding region runs from base 1 to 1839 and encodes 612 amino acids. The record is from RefSeq and is a predicted model, not a curated record. Gene Ontology annotation, molecular function: nucleic acid binding.